UUUGCUUUGUAUUAUGUAAGAUGCAGCAUCAAUCUAUAUGCGGUUAUUCUAAAAAUUAAAUCAGGAAACUAAAAAAAAAGUAGUGCAGAAACUUGUCAAUCUGUUAAAAAAAUUAUUCAAAUUCUUUUUAAAAGUUUGACUGUUUUAAAAAUAAAAUAAUAAUGCUGCCUACAAAAAUUUUUCGUGCUUUAUUAAAAGCUACCCCGCGAUCUGUAUAUACAACUAGGUUGUUAAGCGAGGAUUCAGCUGCUCCAACACGUAAUCGUGCAACUUGCACACUAAUUCCUGGUGACGGUGUUGGCCCAGAACUGGUGUAUGCCCUUCAAGAAGUUUUUAAGGCUGCGGAUGUACCCGUCGAUUUUGAAUCUUACUUCCUCUCAGAAGUUAAUCCCGUUCUUAGUGCGAAAUUAGAGGAUGUAACUGCUUCUAUUACAAAAAACAAAGUCUGCAUUAAGGGCAUUUUAGCAACUCCAGAUUAUAGUGUUGCAGGGGAACUUCAAACACUUAAUAUGAAGCUGCGCAAUGAGCUGGAUCUUUAUGCCAACGUUGUGCAUGUACGCAGCUUGGCCGGAGUUAAAAGUCGCCAUAAGGAUAUCGACACAGUUAUAAUUCGUGAACAGACUGAGGGUGAAUAUUCAGCUUUAGAACACGAAUCUGUGCACGGAGUGGUAGAGUGUUUAAAAAUCAUCACUCGCGAAAAAUCCAAGCGAAUUGCUAAAUUUGCGUUUGAUUAUGCCGUCAAAAAUAACCGAAAAAAGGUCACUGCUGUUCACAAAGCCAAUAUCAUGAAGUUGGGAGAUGGUUUGUUCUUACGCUCCUGUGAAGAAAUGGCUGUUUUGUAUCCCAGGAUCCAAUUCGAAAAAAUGAUUGUGGAUAAUACAACUAUGCAAUUGGUAUCCAAUCCAAACCAGUUUGAUGUUAUGGUCACGCCAAAUUUAUAUGGUAACAUUGUUGAUAAUAUUGCUUCUGGACUUGUUGGAGGUGCUGGUGUGGUAGCUGGAGCUUCUUACUCUGCCGACGCGGUCGUAUUUGAACCGGGUGCACGGCAUACGUUCGCGGAAGCUGUUGGUAAGAAUGUUGCGAACCCUACAGCCAUGUUACUUUGCGGUGCAAAGCUCCUACGUCAUAUAAAUUUACCAACAUACAGCGAUCAAAUUACAACCGCAAUCAAUAAAGUUCUGUUAGAUGGUAGAAUUAAGACCAAAGAUUUAGGAGGACAAUCAACUACUCAAGAUUAUACCCGUGCUGUUAUCGCAAAUAUUCAAUAACUUAUUGUGUUCGAAAGAAAUAAUUUUGAAAUAUAAUCAUAAUAUUAUUUAA
This is a messenger RNA of Eupeodes corollae, 1320 nucleotides long. It is a transcript of the gene Idh3b, whose product is annotated as isocitrate dehydrogenase [NAD] subunit beta, mitochondrial. NCBI's taxonomy places the organism in Eukaryota, Metazoa, Arthropoda, Insecta, Diptera, Syrphidae. The transcript is spliced from 7 exons. The coding region runs from base 162 to 1268 and encodes 368 amino acids. Gene Ontology annotation, molecular function: magnesium ion binding; NAD binding; oxidoreductase activity, acting on the CH-OH group of donors, NAD or NADP as acceptor. Gene Ontology annotation, biological process: tricarboxylic acid cycle; isocitrate metabolic process. The record is from RefSeq and is a predicted model, not a curated record. Gene Ontology annotation, cellular component: mitochondrion.